Prunus armeniaca (apricot) is the source of this 507-nucleotide messenger RNA. The record is from the annotation of a GenBank genome assembly. Lineage: Eukaryota; Viridiplantae; Streptophyta; Magnoliopsida; Rosales; Rosaceae.
AUGGAUUUGGUUGAAAAGGCAUAUCAGUGGGUUGAAGAAACAGAUGCUCUGUUGGAUGCUGGUCUUGGUCCAGACACUGGAUUUAGUUUAGAACACAUGUACUGGGAACCAAAGUCGGAUGGAGCUGUGGAAUUGCUUAACAAGGGAGACCCUGAGAACUUGCAUGUUGCUGUUCAUGCCACUGCAGAGAGAAUCAUCUUCUCUUCCAAUGCUUCAAGUGUGGCAACCAUUGCUGUCAAAGUCCCUAGACCCCUAUCUAAUGGUUCUCUUUGGCUAUCAUUGUCUAAGGAUGCAAGAGUCAAUCCGAAUGUCUCCUUCAACUACUUUGCACAUUUUGCGGACAUUAGCCACAUACUGGCAUUACUAUGGCGGAAGCCUUGUGGGAUCAAUGCACUUCGCAUUGUCGAUGGAUCCACUUUCAUUUUCUCACUGGGGACCAACCCUGAAGCCACCGUUAUGAUGUUAGGCUGGUAUGUAUUCAAUUGUACUUCAAGUUUAGCCGCAUAA